This is a messenger RNA of Rotaria sp. Silwood2, 513 nucleotides long. The record is from the annotation of a GenBank genome assembly. NCBI's taxonomy places the organism in Eukaryota, Metazoa, Rotifera, Eurotatoria, Philodinida, Philodinidae.
AUGGCAGCUCGUGCUAAAACUAAACAACCAGCUAAAAAACGGCAACAACGUGCAACUUCAAAUAUAUUUGCGAUGUUCGAUCAAUCGCAAAUACAAGAAUUUAAAGAAGCUUUUAAUAUUAUUGAUCAUGAUCGAGAUGGUUUUAUAAGUAGUGAUGAUUUACGAGAUAUGUUUGCUUCAUUAGGAAAAGUUGUACCCGAUGCGGAAAUUGAAGCAAUGAUCCGUGAAGCACCUGGAGAUAUUAAUUUUACUAUGUUUUUAACAUUAUUUGGUGAAAAAUUAACAGGUUCAGAUCCGGAAGAUGUUGUACGUAAUGCGUUUUUAGCAUUAGAUGAAGAACGUACAGGAACAAUAAGUGAAGAACGUUUACGUGAUUUAUUAAUGUCUAUGGGUGAUCGUUAUACUGACGAAGAAGUUGAUGAAUUAUUUAAAGAUGCUCCAAUUAAAAAUGGUCUUUUUGAUUAUCAAGAAUUUGUUAAAAUUCUUAAAUAUGGACGAAAAGAUCAAGAUUAA